GCUUGUAAGCCAAAAGGCCCAAAACAACAGCAAAUUCCAAGAAGAAAAGAAGUGACAUAAUUGUGAACUGAACUAUCUGCAGAAUUACACAAUGUCUUCACUCAUCACUACUUAUCUGAUGUAGUCAACAGUUGCUCUAUGGUCCAGAUCAACAGAGAGAUUGACAAAAAGAAGAUUAUAAUCUUAUAUUAAUACUUCAUUUACACUUGUUCUAUACCUAUAUGCAGAUCAUGCAAGAUCCAAUUUACAUCAAAUAACAGAUUAUCAAUAAGGUAUUUAUUUCAUUUGCUUACUAAAGAUAGUGGGUGCAUAAAAUUGCUGAGUCCACUUUCAGAAGCUAGCAGUGUGCACACGUAUUAUCUCUGUAUUAACCACUUUGUUAUGUUCAUUUUUCAGGCUUCUAUUUAAACCAAUCUUUUGAUAAUCAUGUGUUAUUCUUUAGCACAAAAACACUUGGUACAAAAAAUGGCCAAAAAUUUGUUGUUUGUCCUUUUAAGAACACUGAUCAUUCUAAUAUUUGCUGUCUGGAUUAUUAUUUGGUUUCUAAAACCCACUAAAUUCUGGACCAAAAAAUGGAGAACCGUGGAAGAUAGUAUGCAGAUAACAAUUUUGAAAUAUAAUGGUGCAGAUUUUGUGGUGUAUACUUUUCUCAUUAUUUUACUAGUUAUGGUUGGAUUAGUAUACUUGUAUUUGCAACCAAGGAUUUUAAUUAAGAGAAGAAUAAGAAGAUAUAUAACAGCUCUGUACAAUCCACUGAUAGUAAAAUCUCCUCUGGGUAUGUUAUCUGGGAUUGAUGUUCUUGUCAUUUCUCUGGUUUUAACACUUCUAGUUUGGACAUUCUAUGUUAGAAUCUCCAAUGAUUACAAGAAGUUGGUACCAGUAAAACAGCUGAAACUAGAAAUAUGGCAGCUUAAGUUUCUGAGGAUGUCAACGAGGUUCGGUCUAAUGGGAGAAAUUUGCCUGGCUUUUCUCCUCUUCCCUAUCUUAAGAGGAUUAUCAGUAUUUAGGUUGCUUGGAAUCCAGUUUGAGGCUUCUGUAAGGUAUCACAUUUGGCUUGGGACGAUGCUGAUAUUCUUUGCUAUUCUGCAUGGAGCAGGCACCCUUUUCAUCUGGGGAAUUAACCAACAAAUACUUAAUCAGAUAUGGAACUGGCAGAAAGAAGGCAGAAUAUACUUGGCUGGAGUAAUUGCUCUUGUUACCUUACUGGUUAUUUGGAUCUCCUCACUUCCUUUCGUAAGAAGAAGGAAGUUUGAUGUAUUCUUUUACAUGCAUCAUCUGUAUGUAGUCUUUCUCGUGUUCUUCUUGUUUCAUGCUGGUGAUCGCCACUUCUACAUGGUAUUCGCGGGAGUUUUUCUCUUUGUAAUAGACAAAUUGCUCCGGAUGAUCCAAUCACACCCCAAAACUCGGAUUCUUUCUGUCAGAAUCUUUCCUAGUAAGAUCAUAGAGCUAACCUUUCCAAAAGACCCAAGUCUGAGUUACACACCAACCAGCAUAAUAUUCAUAAAUAUACCGAUGAUUUCCAAAUUUCAUUGGCACCCAUUUAGCAUUACCUCGAGCUCAACUAUCAACGACCAAACGAUGUCAGUUAUGAUCAAAUGUGAAGGAUACUGGACAAAUAAUCUGUACAAUAUAUUGAGUAAAGAAUCUGAGUCAGACAGACAAACAAAGUGCACUCCUGUUGCAGUAGAAGGCCCUUAUGGACCAGCUUCAUUUGAAUUUAUCAGAUACGAUGAUUUGUUACUGAUAGCCGGUGGAAUUGGAAUAACCCCAAUAUUAAGCAUACUGCAAGAACUAGCAUCAGCAAAGGGUGAUCUCAGCCACAGAUCAUCCCCUUCAUGUAUACAGCUCAUAUAUGUUGCAAAAAAUUCUGAUGACAUUUCACUCUUGAAUCCAAUUUCUCAUAUGGUCUUAAAUCAAACCUCUGAGUUUUUCAAUCUAAAGCUGAAAGUUUUUGUGACCCAAGAAAAAAGGGGAAGUUCUAGCCUAAGAGAACUACUAAGUUCAACCUCGAUAAGACAGACAAUCCUUUCUGAUAUGAAAAACUUGAAUUAUUCCUUAGGAACCGGACAUGUCAAUCCGCUAUGGAUGAGUGCCAUUGUUGGUUUUUCCUCGCUUGUUUUCGUUCUAUCUCUUUGUUUCUUCAACCAGUUUCUCUUUGCACCGAAAAUGAAAUCAUCCAAGCCGAAAAGUCCUUCAUCAGUAGUCGACCUUUUUCUUUUGUGCUCAUUCUUGAUAGCUGUAGCAUGUAGUGCACUUGUUGCAAUAGCGUUGAGAUGGAGAAAUUCAAGGAGUGAGAUAGUAUCAACAAGUUGGGAUAAUCAAGAUGAAGUUAUGAAGAUAAGUGCCAUGGAAGGAGCAAGUACAACUACUCUUGAGGAACAUGAAAUCCAUUAUGGUGGGAGGCCGGUUUUUGAAGAAUUGCUACAUAAGAUGGAAAGCGAAUUCAGUGGAUCAAAUGUUGGUGUAGUGGUGUGUGGACCUGAGUCAAUGAAGGGAUCAGUGGCAUUAGCUUGCCAACAAACAUGCCGUCAACAUAAUAAGGCGGAUUCAAAGCGGCAGCAGCGGCCACCUUUCUUUGUCAUCCAUUCCCUCAAUUUCAGCCUUUAGUGUUAUACUGCUAUGUGAACUCCACACUGAAGUAAAAUUAUGCAUGAAAAUCUAAUUCAAGCAUAUGUUAUCCAUUAGAUGUCCAUGUUCUUUGCCAAAUUGAUAAGACAGUAGUUGGUAAUGGUCAUUUACUACUUACUAGAGUAGUACAUUAUUAGGCUGAUUUGUAUGAUUAAUAAUUGAUGUACUGGUCUAACUAAGCGUUGCUUCAGUUUUGUUUAUGACUGAAAGAAGCUUGUACUUAGUA
This is a messenger RNA of Beta vulgaris subsp. vulgaris (sugar beet), 2854 nucleotides long. RefSeq names its product ferric reduction oxidase 8, mitochondrial. The transcript is spliced from 8 exons. Gene Ontology annotation, cellular component: plasma membrane. NCBI's taxonomy places the organism in Eukaryota, Viridiplantae, Streptophyta, Magnoliopsida, Caryophyllales, Amaranthaceae. The record is from RefSeq and is a predicted model, not a curated record. Gene Ontology annotation, molecular function: oxidoreductase activity. Bases 427 to 2607 code for a protein of 726 amino acids.